Molecule: messenger RNA, 933 nt
Organism: Stomoxys calcitrans (stable fly)
Lineage: Eukaryota; Metazoa; Arthropoda; Insecta; Diptera; Muscidae
Product: E3 ubiquitin-protein ligase MARCHF2
Exons: 3
Coding region: 112-798 (228 amino acids)
Biological process (GO): protein ubiquitination
Molecular function (GO): ubiquitin-protein transferase activity; zinc ion binding
Source: RefSeq, a predicted model, not a curated record
AUUUGAAAUUCUCAAAAUGUAGAAAAAGAAAAAGUCUGUGAAAUUUGAAAAUAGUUUGUUUGGAUUGUUACAAAAAUAUACAAAAUUACCAGUUCCCCCUUCUAGCCCACAAUGAACAGCAAUACCGCUAUACAAAAUUCCUCUGAGGUUAAUGACAAUCAAGGUAGUCAACCAAGCCAGGCAAUUGGCCUAAUUCCGGUGCCAGCAAUUGAGUCAGCUCAACCCAUUGAAUCACUGGAUUCGUUCGACGCCUUCGGUAGUUCAUGCAGAAUAUGCCGCUGGAAUCGUAGCAAUAUGGAGAUUUUACAAAGUCCAUGUCUAUGCAAGGGAACUGUGGGUUACAUACAUCUUCAAUGUCUUAAGAGGUGGAUCAUGCAACGCCGAAGCACAUAUUGUGAGAUAUGUAAUACUCCCUUUAGCUUGCCCGUUGAGAAGCAUAGUUUCUGUCAAACGAUGAAGAAGUUUAUCAUCCAAUGCGCCGCACCAAGUUUCAAGCAGCUUCUAAUGGGCGCAUCUUUAGUACCGCUGAGCAAUGUCAUUUUCCAUCAGAUGCUCCAAUGCCUGGAAGAUAUUAAUCCCAAUUCCCAUGAACAUUUAAUAGCAUCUGAAGUUUUGAUCUCAUCCUGUUCCCUAUUGACCUCAAGUGUUCUUUUCUUUCGAUUCUUUGAAUAUAUGAUGUCUCGCAUUCUCUUGAUACGCACCAUUGUUGGUCAUUGGUGGACAUUCGGCGACGCGGUUGACUUUCCGCUUGUUCAGUGGGACAGCGGUAUAGUUGAAGUGUUUUGGAAUGCGAAUUGAUAAAUCACUUUACCAGCCAAUUAUAUUAAAUAGCUAAUAAGAAAUGAUUAUUUUCCACACCGAACAAAUUUUAUGGGCGCAAUAAUUUUUCAUUAAAAAAAAUCGUUUUCUUCUGACAAAAGUAGCAAAAAGUGA